GCACCCGCGCCCAGCGGCUGUGCGAUUGUCUUCCGCGCGGCUCGGACCCCCGGUGGAAGGAUUAAUUUUGUAAAGGGAACAGAGAAGUAGUUUUGGGCUAAAGAACGCAGUGUCCAGUGCUCCAGCUGAGGAUCUAAAGAGAAAGCCACCUUGCUGCCACUAUGCCUAACUUUUCUGGCAACUGGAAGAUCAUCCGAUCAGAAAACUUUGAGGAAUUACUCAAAGCUCUGGGGGUGAACGUGAUGCUGCGGAAGAUCGCCGUGGCUGCAGCAUCCAAGCCAACAGUAGAAAUCAAACAGGAGGGUGACUCUUUCUACAUCAAAACUUCCACCACUGUACGAACCACAGAGAUUAACUUCAAGAUUGGGGAGGAAUUCGAGGAGCAGACUGUGGAUGGGAGAGCCUGUAAGAGUUUGGUAAAAUGGGAGAGUGAAAACAAAAUGGUGUGUGAUCAGAGACUUCUGAAGGGAGAGGGCCCCAAGACCUCCUGGACCAGAGAACUGACCAAUGAUGGAGAGCUGAUCCUGACCAUGACGGCAGAGGACGUUGUGUGCACCAGGGUCUACGUCCGAGAGUGAGUGCCUAUCAGUCCAAGAGCUGCGAGAAACUUCUUCUCCUCCUUUUACGGGCCCCCUAAGCUCCCUCCCUUGUCUAUCUUACCAGCUAGCUCUCCCCUUACUCCUGAAGGUCACUCUUCCUCCCUUCCUCCAGCCUUUUGUUCUUUGCCUCUUCUGUGCCAGAGAGGAGUUGACUACAAAAGCCCUAAACCCCUUCUACCGCCUGAGCCCUCCCAGGUCAGCAGGCUCAGUUCCAUCCAGGGUCCUUCCUGGAGAAGAUUGUCUCUCUGGCCUCAGCUCUUUAUCCUUGUAGUCCGUAUAUUUAUUUGUUGAUUUUAUUAAAAUGUUUUAAAAAGUA
Messenger RNA from Alexandromys fortis (reed vole), 915 nucleotides. RefSeq names its product cellular retinoic acid binding protein 2 (gene Crabp2). Gene Ontology annotation, biological process: fatty acid transport. The record is from RefSeq and is a predicted model, not a curated record. The transcript has 4 exons. Gene Ontology annotation, molecular function: retinoic acid binding; fatty acid binding. The coding region runs from base 162 to 578 and encodes 138 amino acids. Gene Ontology annotation, cellular component: nucleus; cytosol. Lineage: Eukaryota; Metazoa; Chordata; Mammalia; Rodentia; Cricetidae.